UGUUUUCCCGAACCAUCCACCCAUACACACUCAUCUCUCCGCGUGCAUCCACAGCAGCUUGGCAGAGCUUGAGAGCUACAGAGACAACGAGAAGCUCGAGAGAUAGAGAGAGAAAUCUAGAGAAAUCACUUCUUGCAGCCAAGAACAGAAAAAAAAGCAAAGCAAAUGGACCGCGUGAUGAAGCUGGCGUCGGAGCGUGCUGUGGUUGUGUUCACGCUGAGCUCCUGCUGCAUGUGCCACACGGUGACGAAGCUAAUGCAGGACCUGAGCGUGAACGCUCUUGUGCACGAGCUGGACAGCGACCCCAGGGGCAAGGAGAUGGAGCGCGCCCUGCUCAAGAUGCUCGGCGGCAGGGGCCCCGCCGUCCCUGCCGUCUUCAUCGGAGGCAAGCUCGUCGGUGGCACCAACAGGAUCAUGUCCCUCCACCUCGGCGGUGAGCUCGUGCCCAUGCUCAUGAACGCCGGCGCGCUCUGGGUUUAGAGAGCAGGGCAGGUUUUUCGCGUCCCGGAAAAUAAAGAGACCAUGAUCGAAGAGUACAAGGUUUGGUAGUGUGUGCGUGCGUGUGUGUGUCGAGAGCAGGUUUUUCCCGUCCUGUUCUUCUGAGUUCUGACAGGAAUAACAAAGGCAAACUACCUGCUCGCUAGCUUCAUGCCUUGCAGAAGCUAGUGAGCGAGAGAGAUGGCCUUCCUCUUCUUUUUUGAUGUUUUUUUCUAACUUUGUAAUAGUACAUGCGUGUACUGAUCAAUCGCCCUUUUUCGACGGGCUUAUGAAUAUCAAUACAUGUAUGAGAGUUUUGUUUGUA
Messenger RNA from Setaria italica (foxtail millet), 802 nucleotides. Its product is annotated as putative glutaredoxin-C14. Bases 166 to 480 code for a protein of 104 amino acids. NCBI's taxonomy places the organism in Eukaryota, Viridiplantae, Streptophyta, Magnoliopsida, Poales, Poaceae. The transcript has a single exon. The record is from RefSeq and is a predicted model, not a curated record.